Messenger RNA from Odocoileus virginianus texanus, 3804 nucleotides. It is a transcript of the gene TAF8, whose product is annotated as TATA-box binding protein associated factor 8. Gene Ontology annotation, biological process: transcription initiation at RNA polymerase II promoter. The record is from RefSeq and is a predicted model, not a curated record. Gene Ontology annotation, molecular function: protein heterodimerization activity. Gene Ontology annotation, cellular component: transcription factor TFIID complex. Lineage: Eukaryota; Metazoa; Chordata; Mammalia; Artiodactyla; Cervidae.
CAUUACGGCAGGGCAAGAUGGCCGACGCGGCGGCCACUGCCGGGGCUGCGGGCUCCGGAACGAGAUCAGGAAGUAAACAGUCCACUAACCCUGCUGAUAACUACCAUCUGGCCCGGAGGCGAACCCUGCAAGUGGUUGUGAGCUCCCUGCUGACAGAGGCAGGGUUUGAGAGUGCUGAGAAAGCAUCUGUGGAAACACUGACAGAGAUGCUGCAGAGCUACAUUUCAGAAAUCGGAAGGAGUGCCAAGUCUUACUGUGAGCACACAGCCAGGACCCAGCCCACACUGUCAGAUAUUGUGGUCACCCUUGUCGAGAUGGGUUUCAAUGUGGACACUCUCCCUGCAUAUGCAAAACGGUCUCAGAGGAUGGUCAUCACCGCCCCUCCGGUGACCAAUCAGCCAGUGACCCCCAAGGCCCUCACUGCAGGACAGAACCGACCCCACCCGCCACACAUCCCCAGCCAUUUCCCUGAGUUUCCCGACCCCCACACCUACAUCAAAACUCCGACGUACCGCGAGCCCGUGUCAGACUACCAGGUCCUGCGGGAGAAGGCCGCGUCCCAGAGACGCGACGUGGAGCGGGCGCUCACCCGUUUCAUGGCCAAGACAGGCGAGACCCAGAGUCUUUUCAAAGAUGACGUCAGCACGUUUCCACUGAUCGCUGCCAGGCCUUUCACCAUCCCCUACCUGACGGCUCUUCUUCCGUCCGAGCUGGAGAUGCAGCAGAUGGAGGAGACGGAUUCCUCGGAGCAGGACGAGCAGACGGACACAGAGAACCUCCCUCUUCACAUCAGCCCGGAUGAUUCUGGAGCCGAGAAGGAGAACACCUCUGUUCUGCAGCAGAACCCCUCCUUGUCAGGGAGCCGAAACGGGGAGGAGAGUAUCAUCGAUAACCCCUAUCUGCGGCCCGUGAAGAAACCCAAGAUCCGCAGGAAGAAGUCCCUCUCCUGAGCCGAGAAGGAAGCCUGCCUUGUACAGAAAUGUGGAUGCCACCCUCCUUGGCGAGUUAAAGCCUCUCGAGGGAAGAGGAAGGUGGUCGUCUUGGGGUCGAGCUGAGGCUGUGGGGUGUGAAUCAGGCAUGAUUUUAAUAGCCAACUCUGUAUUACGAUUACCUAUUUUCACUGGAUUUUGAGGUUGAUGAAGAAAUGAAAUGAUGAGACUUUUAAUCAGCUGGCCAUACCGUGGGGUACAGGAAUGGUGAAUUCAUUUAUAAUCAUGGAACUUGAUUCUUUGAAACCUGGGAGACCAGAGAAGGUGGCAGAGAGAGAGGGCUCUCUGCCUGCUGUGCUUAUUGCCAGAAAGACAGUGUGCUUAAAGUGUUUCAGGAUAUCUGGAUCCUUUCAUUGGCUGACGAUUUGUGGCACCAGUUUACCAUCCUAGAAACUCCUUAUUUCUCUGCUCACCUGGGCUGCAAGCACCCUGUUGAUUUGGUUGAAGGUGACUUGCUCUUCUUCAACAUGUUGGAAGCAGGAGACUCACCCAUUGCAGCCUCAUUGUGGGGCCGGCAGGAGUCAGGAGGCGUGAGCAGAUGCCUUCAUGGGGAGGAGAAUGGAAGACAUCACUGACUCUCAUCAGCAUCUGAUGAAAUCUCCCUGAGGCAGGGCAGUGCCCUCUCCUGAGAGAUUUAUCAUUUACUGUCCCAUCAUGGAGCAUGUGCUUGGGAACGAACAAGUUCUGCACCAUCCUGGGAAAAGAGGUUUUUCUUUGGCAAGAGCCUACAUCAGUGGAUGUAUUAUGCUAUGAUUUGAUAGCAGAAUCAUUGAUUUUUAUACAAUAGGAAAAGGAUCGAUGGGACUGGGAGGUGGCGGGGAUGAGAUUUUGAAGGCCAGGCUUGGCCGUAUGGUCCAGAGGCUGAGAAACCUCGCGGGUCUGCUGGAGGCUGGCACGGAUUGAAGGCCAUGUUCCCACCUAUGGCAGAAGUGGGCCAAGAAGAACCUGCACGUCUGAAUCUACCCAGGCUCUUUGCCUCUUCAUCCUUGAUGUGCCUACAAACCAAGAAAGGAAGAUGCUGGGCAAGCUGAUACCUUUUUGACUGGUCUCCAUAGGAAGAGGUUUUCAAACUAAGAGGAAGAGAAUGCCAGUGAAACCUGGAAGUUAAUACACGGAAAACACGAGACCCUGGGUAAAGUCCUUAGUCCAUCCUGAGCUCUCCUGAUACUCAGCCUCCACAGUCAUCUCUUAGUCCUCCAUCCUCUUGGUCGAAUUUGAAAACUCAAAAAACCUGGUGACAGCAGGCAGCAGGCUCCAUGUGCUGGCCUCGCUGUUCUCUAAACACUUCAUCCCACUGGCUGGAAGGAAAGUGCUGCUAUCAGUAACUGAACAAGGGAAGCGGAAUGAGAAAAUCGGAUUCCCCAGCUCUGGACCAAAUAAGAGUUUCCCCCAUCUGUAGUGAUCUGAAACCCUUCCAGUUAUAGUUGUCAGAUCGGGCCUGUGCUGACCCCUUCCAAGCUUGUUAUUUGGCUCUUUGUUAAGUUUAAAUACAGUCCCAGGGUUGAGCCAUGGCAGGUACAGGGCUAAAAUUCUACUUCCUGGAGUGGUCAUCGUAGCAGUUUCUCCUGAUACUUCCCAGACGAGCACCUGUUGAUGCUGUAAUGCUGAGGGAUGAGGUGAACUUUGGAAAAGAAUUGCCCUUCUGCUGUUGAGACUUCAGAGGCCAAGCUGCUCUAAUUCUGCCCUGAACGAGACACUGGGAGAUGCUCAGACAACCUGAAACAUUGACCCAACUCUUACUGUGUAAAAACUGCAUGAUCCUCACUGUAUAUUUAUAAAUGUUUAUUUUUUAUAACUUAGGGAGAAUGUGUGGAAGGAAAAGGUAGUCAAUGACAUUGGAUUAAGCAUGUGAUUUAUGAGCUCUCAAUCAAAGGUCAUAAUAAGCUUUGUGAAUGAAACAAUUACAAGCAUUGAACUCAAAUUUGUGUGCAAAAGUUACAGCAUCGAGUAAGACUGUGUAAGUUAGGCUUAGUACUUCUAAGCUGUUUAAAACUUUUUAUUUGGGAAGUCUGCAAACACAAAACUAGUGUUUUCCCUGUGUAUUCACCCAGCUUCAACAUUUAGCAACAUCUUUUCAAUUCUGUUUCAUCUAUGUAUUCUACUGUUUUAUUUUUUUAAUUCCUAGAAUAUAUUUUAAAACAAACCUAAGAGCUGUAUCAUGUAAUCUGUAAAUAUGUUGUUAUGCAUCUCUGAUAGACUUUUUAAAGUUUUUUUUAAGGUAAUUACAGAUUGAGAGGAUGUUACCUCCCCCAAAAAAAAUGUUUUACAAGGGAGGUGCUACUAGUAGCAUCUCAAAUAACUAGUAUAAUGUCAAACCCAAGAAAAUGACAUUGGAAUAAUCCACAGAGCUUAUCCAGAUUUCACCUUUUUGUGUGUGUGUGUAAUUCUAUGUAAUCAUGUUGUGUAAAUUCACAGUCAAGAUGUCGAACAUCAGGAAGCAGGCAAGGAUAAACUGGGAGGUUGGAAUUGACAUACACACUUCUACAGAUAAAAAAGAUAGGACGCCCUUGGUGGUAUAGUGGAUAAGAAUCCACCUGCCAAUGCAGAGGACAUGGGUUUGGCCCCUGGUCUGGGAAGUAUCCACAGGCAGAGGAAUAGCUAAGUCCAUGUGCCAGAACAAGAGUAGCCUGAGCUCUGGAGCGUGCAAGCCACAACUGCUGAGCCCAUGUGCGGCAACUGCUGAACCCCGCGCGCCUAGAGCCUGUGCUCCGCAACGAGAAGCUCGUGCACAGCGAUGAAGACAGCCCCCUGCUCGCAGUAACUAGAGAAAUCCUGCAUGCAGCAACGGAGACCCAGUGUAACCAAAAAAAAAAAA